Messenger RNA from Penicillium cataractarum, 1086 nucleotides. It is a transcript of the gene lysB, whose product is annotated as homoisocitrate dehydrogenase lysB. Gene Ontology annotation, biological process: isocitrate metabolic process; tricarboxylic acid cycle. Lineage: Eukaryota; Fungi; Ascomycota; Eurotiomycetes; Eurotiales; Aspergillaceae. Gene Ontology annotation, molecular function: magnesium ion binding; NAD binding; isocitrate dehydrogenase (NAD+) activity. The record is from RefSeq and is a predicted model, not a curated record. The transcript is spliced from 4 exons. Bases 1 to 1086 code for a protein of 361 amino acids. Gene Ontology annotation, cellular component: mitochondrion.
AUGGCUGCUGCUGCUCGGACACUCCGCAUUGGUCUCAUCCCCGGAGACGGCAUCGGACGGGAGGUCAUCCCGGCCGGUCGUCGCAUUCUCGAGGCUCUCCCCUCUUCUCUGAACCUCAACUUCAGCUUCGUCAACCUCGAUGCUGGCUUUGAGACCUUCCAGAAGACUGGCACUGCCCUGCCCGACAAGACCGUCGAGACCCUGAAGAAGGAGUGCGAUGGUGCUCUGUUCGGUGCUGUCAGCUCUCCCUCCACCAAGGUCGCCGGCUACUCCUCCCCCAUCGUUGCUCUCCGCAAGAAGCUCGACCUGUAUGCCAACGUCCGUCCCGUCAAGACCACCGCCGGUAGCAGCAACGGUAAGCCCAUUGACCUGGUCAUCGUCCGUGAGAACACCGAGGAUCUGUACGUGAAGGAGGAGCGCACCGAGGAGGGCCCCAAUGGCAAGGUCGCCGAGGCCAUCAAGCGCAUCUCCGAGCGUGCCUCCCACCGCAUCUCCACCAUUGCUGGUGAGAUCGCUCUGCGCCGCCAGGGUAUCCGCGCUGCUGCCCCCGGUACCUCUUCCCACAGCCAGCCCAUGGUCACCAUCACCCACAAGUCGAACGUCCUGUCCCAGACCGACGGCCUGUUCCGUGAGACCGCCCGCAAGGCCCUUGCCGCCGAGAAGUUCUCCUCCAUCCACGUCGAGGAGCAGAUCGUCGACUCUAUGGUCUACAAGCUCUUCCGCCAGCCCGAGUACUACGAUGUCAUUGUUGCCCCCAACUUGUACGGUGACAUCCUGUCCGAUGGUGCUGCCGCUCUUGUCGGCAGCCUGGGUCUUGUUCCCAGCGCCAACGUUGGUGACGGCUUCGCCAUUGGUGAGCCCUGCCACGGCUCUGCCCCCGAUAUCGAGGGUAAGGGUAUUGCCAACCCCAUCGCUACCCUGCGCUCCGUUGCUCUGAUGCUCGAGUUCCUGGGUGAGCCCAACGCCGCUGCUAAGAUCUACACUGCUGUCGACGCCAACCUGGAUGAGGCCAAGUUCCUGUCUCCCGAUAUGGGCGGCAAGGCUACCACCCAGGAGGUCCUCGAUGACGUCCUCAAGAGACUGUAA